Lacerta agilis (Sand lizard) is the source of this 5334-nucleotide messenger RNA. It is a transcript of the gene COL22A1, whose product is annotated as collagen type XXII alpha 1 chain. NCBI's taxonomy places the organism in Eukaryota, Metazoa, Chordata, Lepidosauria, Squamata, Lacertidae. The transcript is spliced from 62 exons. Gene Ontology annotation, cellular component: basement membrane. The coding region runs from base 337 to 5130 and encodes 1597 amino acids. The record is from RefSeq and is a predicted model, not a curated record.
CUCUGUCAACUCAGUAUCCGUUUUUCAAGAGAGCGUCUUCAAGUCUCUGGAAAGUAGGAUGGAGAGAGAUUUUCCCCCUCCUCCCUUUUCAUGUUAAAGUUUCCCCACAACACCCUGCUGAGUUUGGCUUGCCUUUCGUUUAUUCCCCAAGCCUCCUUUAGGAGAGCAAGUUUCUGAUCUGGCUGCAAGUGCAUCUCCCGGUGCUGGAAGUAACUCAGUUCAACGGGGGGCUGGAUGAUCUCCGCUGCCUUUUCUCCAACAGACACGGAUAUGUAGAGUAACUACCAUUGUGGAAGGAAAACAGGGAAUACUAUAUUGGAGUAGAAGAAGGGAGUCAUGUCCCCUGCAGGAAGAUACUCGAUACCUUCCACCUUGAUACUGCUUUUGCUCCUUUGGGGUGGAGAGAACGUUCAGGCACAGAGAGCAGGUUGCAAGAAUGUCCACUAUGACCUCGUCUUUAUCUUGGACACCUCCUCCAGUGUGGGGAAAGAAGACUUUGAGAAGGUCCGCCAGUGGGUGGCUAAUCUGGUAGACACGUUUGAGAUCGGACCAGACAAAACCCGGGUUGGUGUUGUCCGCUACAGCGACAGACCAACUACUGAAUUUGAGCUUGGGAAAUAUCGGACUCGGGAGGAGAUCAAAGAAGCCGCAAGGAAUAUAAAAUACUACGGGGGCAAUACAAACACUGGUGAUGCCCUACGGUACAUCAACACAUACAGCUUUUCCACGGAGGCUGGUGGGAGACCAAGCGACCGCACCAUCAAAAAAGUGGCUAUUCUUCUGACAGAUGGCCGGAGUCAGGAUUAUGUAUUGGAUCCGGCCACUGCAGCUCAUAAAGCGGGCAUAAGGAUCUUUGCUGUAGGGGUUGGUGAGGCCCUCAAAGAAGAGCUGGAUGAAAUUGCUUCAGAGCCCAAGUCCGCCCAUGUGUUUCAUGUCUCAGAUUACAAUGCUAUUGACAAGAUACGUGGGAAACUGAGGAGAAGACUUUGUGAAAAUGUGCUGUGCCCCAGUGUCCACGUAGAAGGAGACAGGUUCAAGCACACCAAUGGAGAGACUGAUGAUAUUCCAGGUUUUGACCUGAUGGGAUUAUUCAGUGUGAGGGAGAUAUUUGGAAUGAAGGACAACGGAAUCCACAGCUCUUACGUUCGGCUUGGCAGCUUUCCCAUUGUCCAGAAAACAGAAGACGUCUUCCCACAAGGCCUUCCUGAUGAAUAUGCCUUUGUCACUACUUUCAAGUUCCGCAAGACUUCCAGGCGAGAAGACUGGUAUAUCUGGCAAAUUAUUGACAAAUAUGGCAUACCUCAGGUGUCUAUCAGACUGGAUGGUGAAAACAAAGCCUUGGAGUACAACGCUAUCGGACUCACCAAGGACGCUGUGAGAGUGGUCUUUCGACACGGCCGCGUCAGCGACCUCUUUGAUCGCAACUGGCACAAAAUAGCGCUGAGCAUCCAGUCCGACAGCGUCUCCUUGUACAUCGACUGCAAGCUGGUGCAGACGCUGCCUAUUGAAGACAGGGAAAAUAUUGACAUCCAAGGGAAGACCGUGAUUGGCAAGCGCCUCUACGACAGCGUGCCCAUUGACUUUGACCUUCAGCGGAUGGUUAUUUACUGUGAUUCACGUCAUGCUGAACUGGAAACUUGCUGUGACAUUCCCUCUGGGCCUUGCAAAGUGAAGGUUGUUACAGAUGCUCCUCCCCUUGAAAUAACAACCACUCCUGGAAGCGAAUAUGUCGGCCCUACCAAGACAGUCAACUGCUCCUGUCCACCUGGAGAAAAGGGUGAAAGAGGUCUACCUGGGUUUGAAGGUCUUAGAGGCCAGAAGGGAGAAAUUGGACCAAUUGGACUUCCUGGCCCAAAGGGAGAAAGAGGAGAACCAGGUGGUGGAGGAGGAGCUGGCUGGGCAGAGAAAGGAGAAAAGGGUGAAAGAGGAGCCCAAGGAUUACCUGGGCUGAUGGGCGAAAGAGGAGAAAAGGGCUCCCUCGGUGCACCUGGCAUCCCAGGGAGAGAUGGUGCCAAAGGAGAAUCUGGAGAACCUGGGCUUCCUGGAGCAGUUGGCCUCCCUGGCCAUCAGGAUGGGUCAGAUGGUCAGCCAGGGCCUCCAGGACGCGAAGGAUAUGUUGGAGCACCAGGCCUGCAGGGAGAAAGAGGCGAAAAGGGACCCCGGGGAGACAAGGGAGAACCAGGUCUCGAUGGUUUCCCCGGAAAGCCUGGUGUGGAUGGGAAGCAGGGCAUCCAAGGGAGUCCAGGCCAACCUGGUCUCAUGGGACCCAGAGGAGAAAAGGGUGAAAUAGGGCCUCCGGGGAAGCCUGGCUCAGUGGUGCAGAUGGAAGGUUUGAAAGGAGAGCAGGGAGCUCCUGGCCCACGAGGUUCAGUAGGCCCUCCUGGAACUCCAGGUAUCUCAGGACCCCAGGACCAGAAGGAAAACCAGGACCUGCUGGCUUACAAGGUCAAAGGGGUCCUCCAGGAUCACCUGGAGUCUCUGGUCCUCCUGGGAUUGCUGGCCCCCCAGGGCUACCGGGAGAAAUUGGGAGAAAUGGAUUGCCUGGACCACCUGGUUCACCUGGGAAACCUGGCCUGGAUGGCUUACCUGGGCUGCCUGGCUCAAAAGGAGAACGCGGAGAAAGGGGAGGAGGAGGAUUUCCCGGGAAAAUUGGUUCGAAGGGCGAAAAGGGAAGAUCUGGACUCCCUGGUUUCAAAGGUGAAAGAGGUGACAAGGGAGAUGUCGGUCCUGCUGGUCCCCCAGGAUUACCAGGGACAACUUCCCCGUUUACUCCGCAUCCCAGUCAACCUGGAUUUGCACCCACUGCUCUCUAUGUGUGGGCCUCACAAACACGUUCGUACUUUUUGUUCCCAGGGAGAACAAGGGCUACCAGGUGAAAAAGGUGACCGUGGAGAAAGAGGUGAACCCGGAGAACGUGGCAUUCCUGGUAAAGUGGGGUUGCAGGGACCUGCAGGGCCACCGGGUAUGAAGGGGCAGGAAGGGGCACCCGGAGGCCCUGGAGCACCAGGGGAGAUUGGUGCUCCUGGACCUGCAGGCCCCCCAGGGCCACGAGGCUUGCCUGGAAAUGUGGGUAUACCUGGAGAUCCUGGCCGACCUGGAAAUGAUGGCCCCAAAGGAGAAAAGGGAGAUCCUGGAAAAGAAGGGAAGCCAGGAGCACCUGGGCCUACAGGUGAGCCAGGAGGUGUUGGAGAACCUGGAUUACCUGGAAAGGGUCGAGAUGGAGAAAGAGGAGAAAGAGGACCACCGGGUUUGACUGGACCCUUUGGGCAGAAGGGAGAUCGAGGGGCUCCUGGAGUUCCAGGCCAGCCAGGAGACAGGGGGGUACCAGGCAUCGGACUUUCUGGACCACCAGGCCCCUCAGGACCACCUGGAGAUAAAGGCCCAUCGGGUCCCCGAGGUUUGCCAGGCAUCCAAGGUCAACCAGGGCCAUCUGGUCAGGAUGGUCUACCAGGAAAUCCAGGUGAAAGAGGUCCUCCAGGGAAACCGGGUGCCUCUCCUAUCCUUUCUCCUGGUGACAUCAGUCUCUUAGUUAAGGAUGUUUGCAGUGACUGCCCUCCCGGACCACCUGGACUUCCAGGAAUGCCAGGAUUCAAGGGUGAUAGAGGCCCUCCAGGUCCACUUGGCCAUGAAGGCCCAGUUGGGAAAAUGGGGGAGGCAGGACCCAGAGGUCACCCCGGACCACCAGGUGUAGAAGGUCCCAAGGGUGCCAAAGGAGACCGUGGGACGCCUGGAGAGGCUGGACUGAAGGGUGAACAGGGACAUCCUGGGAUACCUGGCUUCAUGGGGCCCCCUGGAAAUCCAGGUCCACCUGGGUCUGAGGGGCCCCCAGGACCUGCAGGACCAAUGGGAAACCCUGGAGAAAUAGGUAAAGAAGGCCCAUCAGGACCUCAAGGGCCACCAGGAUUGCCUGGACUUCUGGGUAUUUCUGGAAAGGAUGGCAAAGAUGGGAAGCCAGGACCUCCUGGAGAACCAGGCAAACAAGGGGAGCCAGGGCUGCCAGGACCGGAGGGAGCAAGAGGAUUGCCGGGUUUUAAGGGACCGAGAGGAGACGCAGGACCACCUGGCUCAAGGGUGAGCAAUGCAAUGGACCUUCAAUUUGACUCAAACAGUGGUUGGGAUGGGGAGAACCGGGUCCAUCAGGGCCCCCGGCCGCGAGGGGUCAACCUGGAAAAGAUGGAGAUCCAGGCCCUGCAGGACCCCAGGGCCCACGUGGGCUCAGAGGAAUUGCGGGCAAGAGGGACCACCGGGCCCCCCAGGGAAACUGGCUCUCCAGGUAACCCAGGUCCCAAAGGAAGCAAAGGAGAAGCCGGCAGUGCAGGACUCCCUGGAUUCAUCGGGCCGCGAGGACCUCCUGGUGAACCAGGUGAAAAGGGGAUCCCAGGGAAAGAGGGCACUCCAGGGAAGCCAGGUGGUCUUGGAGACAAAGGUGACAGGGGGGAUCCAGGCACUAAAGGUGAAAAAGGCACAGUUGGAGAGAAGGGCCCACCUGGUGAUCCUGGGAUUCCCGGGCGCAAGGGACACACUGGAUUAAUGGGUCAACCGGGACCACCAGGGGACACAGGGCAGUCUGGACCCCCUGGUCCUACAGGACAACCUGGAUUUCCUGGGCCUAGGGGGGACACUCCAUCAGUGGAAACUCUGCGAAGGCUCAUCCAAGAAGAGCUAGGAAAACAACUUGAUGCCAGACUGCCCUACCUCAUAAGCCAAAUGCAGCCAGCCCAUGUCAAAGCACCUCAAGGUAGACCAGGGCCUCCAGGAGAACCUGGUAAGGAAGGCCCUCCAGGCAGAGGAGGUCCUCCGGGAGAACCUGGCAGGCCUGGACAGCCUGGUUCAGAAGGACCAGCAGGACCGAUGGGCCCCAAAGGUGAGAGAGGAGACAAAGGAGAGAAAGGAGAUGCUGGUGUUGGCCAGAGGGGAGAAAUUGGUCCCCCAGGAAUUCCAGGUGUCCCGGGUGAACCUGGCUAUGGCAAAGAUGGGAUUCCAGGAUCGCCAGGCCCCCAGGGUGAAGCUGGCGUUCCUGGACUGAUGGGUCCCCAGGGGCCACCGGGAGCCAAUGGACAAUGUGACCCCUCUCAGUGUGCUUACUAUGCAAGCCUGGCUGCCAGGCCCAGCAACGUCAAGGGGCCCUAGAAGGCAAGGCCCCAAAGCCCACGGACCUCCUAUGGACCUAAGUCUGAAACUUGAAGGAAGCAAGGAAAUUGGGAGGCCUUGCCUGUUUUCCCUGAUUCUGUUUCUUUUCAAGAGGCCUUGUAGACUAUUAAAACCAUCCAAUGCUGCCGGUCGGUCAAGUUUAUCAUAAAUAAGAAGUUAUAAAUUGCUAUUCUUUUAUGAGGU